UCUUCUAGUCCCACUUGCCUCCCUCUAACCUUUCCCCUGUGGAGCCUGUCCUCUCUCAUCAGUAUCUCCUCCUCUCUCUGGUCUCCCACUCCUCUCUUUUGAUAAGCAGCACACACAAACUCUUCUCUGAUCCUUCUCCCGCAUCCUCCAGCAGCCAAUUCUCCCCGCUCAGCAUCUCUCUCCUGGAUUUCCUGCUCUCAGCUCUUUUACCCAGUGAAGGAUGUUUGAAAGAGGAUCCAGCACAUAGGAAACUACUGAAGGAGCCAGGGAGAGGUUGAGAUUUGGGGGAUUAAGAUUCCUUUAGAUUGGAUCUUCUCAAUGGGAAUCAUGCUGGCUGCACACUUCCAAUACAGUCUGCUGUUCUUAGGUCUCUAUACCGCUCACAGCAGCCUUCCCCUCUCCGGGUCUCCAUCUGGCUCCUGGCCCCAACACACAGACUGCAUCCAGGCUAACGAGCAGUGCAUCGCUGACGCAUCCUGCAGCACCAGAUUUAGGACUCUGCGGCAGUGUCUAGCAGGCAGGGACCGGGAUGUCCUGCUCUCCGGUCUGGAGUGUAAAACUGCUCUGGAGGUUCUACAGGAGAGCGCCCUGUACAUGUGCCGCUGUCGGAGAGGAAUGAAGAAAGAACUUCUGUGUCUACAAACAUACUGGGGCAUACAUGCCGGCUUGACUGAGGGGGACGAGUUUUAUGAGUCAUCGCCAUAUGAACCAGUGACCUCCCGUUUGUCUGACAUUUUCCGCGUGGCUUCAAUCAACUCUGGCACAGAAUCGUCCGUAUCCAGGCAGAAUGCCUGUCUCGAUGCAGCAAAGUUCUGCAAUGUGAAUGAUUCCUGCAAGAAGUUCCGUUCCGCCUUCAUAUCAGCCUGUAACCCACCAGUUGAUGAGCAGUGUAACCGUCGUAAGUGUCACAAGACCCUCCGCACCUUCCUGGAGAAGAUUUCUUCAAACCUGACCUACCCACUCCUCUUCUGCCCCUGCAAAGAUAAGCCAUGCGCUGAGCGGAGACGUCAGACCACAGUGCCAAGCUGCUCCUUCAAUCGCCCUGAACUUCCUAACUGUUUGGAAAUUUGGGGAAACUGUAGACAAGACCCAGUGUGCAGGUCACGACUGGCGGAUUUUGUUACUAACUGUAAGAGCUCCACCCAGACUGUGAGUGGUUGUGUGGGCGAUAACUACUCAGCCUGUCUUGGAGCUUAUGCAGGGCUGAUCGGGUAUGAUGUAGCUCUGAACUUCUUGGACUCGGACCCCCAUUUAGUUUCCAUUGGACCCUGGUGUACUUGUAAGGGUAGCGGAGAUCAAGAGACUCAUUGUGAACUAUACCUCAAAGAGUUCACUCAGAACCGCUGUCUGCAAAAUGCAAUACAAGCUUUUGGCAAUGGCACAGAUGUUGUACAUAAACAGAGCCGCCCUAGAACCCCUCACACAACCGUCUCUUCCAGGGCUGAGAGGAGAAACCUUCUGCCAGACAACCAGAGUGACAGCAAUACUCUCUAUGAGGUCAACCCUGCCAUUUGCAACUCUCUCCAGGAGAUGAAGAAUGCCAGCUCUCCGGAACUCACAAUCUGUGUUUCUGAGUCGCAGCUAAAUGCAGACCUUUCACCAGACCUAAGGAUAUAUGAAGAUUCGGGUACCACUUGCCACAAUACGAGCAUUUUCUACAUUGGCAUCAUUCUCUUUCUCACUGCCUUAUUCUGACAGUGACACAAUGGACAUGGAGAUCUUCUAUUCCCGGAUGGUGACACAGACUGACAAAAUGUAUAUAACUUGAUCAAACCCUCCACAAUGGAGUGCAAGCCGGAGAGCUAAUGACAGACAGACACAAUGGAGACAAGAAAGACUGAUGAAAAACUGAACAAUCACCCGCUUGGUUCUAGUAGGGAAAAUUCCUGUAUAUAGAUAUAAAAGGGGACUGGUGGGCCAUUUGUGUGUUUAAUAUAUGUAUAAAUAGAAAAUAAAAUGUCAGGCUUA
This is a messenger RNA of Rana temporaria (common frog), 1968 nucleotides long. RefSeq names its product GDNF family receptor alpha 2 (gene GFRA2). Gene Ontology annotation, cellular component: signaling receptor complex; external side of plasma membrane. The coding region runs from base 319 to 1695 and encodes 458 amino acids. The record is from RefSeq and is a predicted model, not a curated record. The transcript has 9 exons. Lineage: Eukaryota; Metazoa; Chordata; Amphibia; Anura; Ranidae. Gene Ontology annotation, molecular function: signaling receptor activity. Gene Ontology annotation, biological process: nervous system development.